Molecule: messenger RNA, 2488 nt
Organism: Strongylocentrotus purpuratus (purple sea urchin)
Lineage: Eukaryota; Metazoa; Echinodermata; Echinoidea; Camarodonta; Strongylocentrotidae
Product: myosin-11-like
Exons: 5
Coding region: 20-2473 (817 amino acids)
Source: RefSeq, a predicted model, not a curated record
AGAAAAGGAUAAGCAAAGCAUGAAGCAAGAAGAUGACUCCCCUCACUCUGAAGAUGAUGUUUUUGAGAGUGAUAAACCAGAACCCAUAAUUCAAAGUGAUGAAUCAACUGCUACUUCUGGUGCUGCCAUAGAUACACCCUUUUUACUUGGCUGGAUGGAGAAGGAUAACGAGAAGCCUUGCACAAUAGAAUCAGAACAAGAUACUGCAAUGGAUGUCACAGGAGCCCCUCUUUCAGUGCCACCAGUAGAGCAAAUACUUACGGACAGAGGUGCUGCAUAUGUUUUAACUCCUUUAUCAGAGCUAAAAGAGCAUAACGGAGCUGCCAUCAGUGGAAAAGGAUUGGCUGGUGCAAUUCCUGGUGCUGGAAGUUCAAGUCUCCAUACAUCAUCGCCAGACUAUGUUAUUGUAGAGGAUACAGAAUUAAAGCGAUUACCAGUUAUAACAGGCACUCAGCAAAUAAGAGAUGUUGCUCCUUUUAUCAUCAGAGAUCCCAAGUCAGGUCAAGACCUAGCUGCUAUUCCAGCAACAGUGUCAGAUGACCUGCUGAGUCUAGUAGGUUUCACAGAUGAUCCUAAAGAGGAUCCCUUGAUGAUACAAGAUAUGCAAACUGGGGAAUCCAUGAUUGCACUGCCAGCAUACCGGAUCCCUGAUGAACUAGGACAGUCUCAAUCACUACCUACCAGGGAUGCAGGUUUUUACUCUAGACCAAGCAGCAUGACUGUUACUGAUAAUGCAUUGAAGUAUCCUAUUGAUUCAGAUGAUAGUUCUGUAGAUUCUCUUCCUCUACAUUCCAACUCAGACACAAGACAUCCUACAGAAUACGGUGAAGUGCCACUGAAGUCCAUGCCAAGGGUGAGGGAUGGUGAGGAAGAGCACUAUCAUAGUGAUUCCACGUCAUCUGACUUUUAUACUCCUAAUGGUUCACCAGUACCAUGGCAACAGAAUCACGAAGCAGCUCCAAUACCACAUAAAAAAGAAACUGACAACCAAACCCCAGUGCAAGACCAAUCUACUGAAUAUGAACCAGUUGUGUCAGCUGCUGAUCUCCUUGAACAAACACUGCAGAUCCAACCUAAGGUUGUUUUGCAGAAGGAUUCAUCGCCCACUGAACAGUCACCAAGUUUGAUAGAAAAAGACAAACUUCAGGGUGCUGAAUCAUUAGUUUCAACACAGCUAAAUGUCAGAGCUGUAGAAACAGGACAACUUCAUACUCGACCUAGUCCUGAGUCUUCGCCACUAGACCAUGCCAGCAGAGCCACUAGUCAUAGUCCUGUAGAAGUAAAAAAAGACCAACAUUCAAAACAAGCUGAAGCAGUGGAAGCUGUAGAUGAGAAACCAAAGCAGACGUUGUCAAGGAACAUGCCACUUCCUGUGAUACGCCAUGAAGACUGGAAGGAAGACUGGAACGAUCCUUCUACAGUAGAUGGUAAAGGACAGAAGAUAGACCAACUCAAUCGCUCAUGGGAUGCUCUAAAGCAUAAGAUGGAGGAGAAGGAACGUCUUCUAAAAGAUGCUUUAGCCAAGCAGGAAGAUUACCGGAAUGCUCUGUCUCAGAUCAACAUCAGGCUUGCUAACACAGAGGCUCAACUCAAAGAGAUCAAACACACUCCAAUGGAGGCUCGUAACCUUGAUGAACACAUUCAAGAACUCAAGAAUCUGAUGAGUGAGUGCAGUAAUUUAGAUGAGAAUGUGAGCAUGGUAGAAGAGAAAGCCACCAAGCUACACAUACCCCAAGACAUACUCAGGGAGACUAUAGAUGAUCUCAGAGAUAGAGUUGAUAAGAUCAAGAGUGAUGCUAAUGAGCUUCUCCAAAAGUUACAGAAAGAGAAAGAAGAUGGAAUGCGUGUUAAGGUAAGACUAGAGGUCAAUCAGCAAGAACUUCAGCAUCUAGAUGACUGGUUGACUGACUUCAUCAAACAGCUUGAACCAGAUGAAAAUAAAGAGAGUGGUGACGAGGAAUUGAGUGCUUCAGACAUUCAGGAACAACUCCUUCAAAAUCAUAACCAUCAGCUUGAGUUGAGUCGCAAGCUACAGAAGCUGAAUGACAUUGAGGAGAGCAUUGAGCAGACCUUGGAUGCCACCACCUGCCAGACACCUGUCCUAGCGGAGCAUCUUGAAACCACUGUACGGUAUCUACAUAACCGCAUGGAUGCCUGUAAGAGAAACCUUGCAGACCAAAGGGAGCACCAUAGGAUGCUGCUGAAUACAGAGCGGCUGGCCCAAGAGUACCAGAGUGAUGUGGCCAAGCUCCAGGAGUGGUUGGAGCAGCAAAGAGGAAUGAUGUCAGCCUCAGGUGGAGCAGUGACUAGCAAGUUGCCUCCUGUGGAAGUUGGAGCUGAGAUGCUACAGCAGCAGGCAGAACUACAACAGGUUAGUGAAGCCAUGCACUCCAUUGAAGCCGUAAUCCACCUUAUAAAUCCAGCAUGGCAAAAUGACAUUAGUGUAGUGCACUUCACAUCUCUGUAUCUUUGAACACAUAGAUAUCUC